This is a messenger RNA of Psylliodes chrysocephalus, 456 nucleotides long. NCBI's taxonomy places the organism in Eukaryota, Metazoa, Arthropoda, Insecta, Coleoptera, Chrysomelidae. The record is from the annotation of a GenBank genome assembly.
AUGUUAGACUCAGAUCAGUCCGAUCCUUAUGAAGAUUCAGGAUCAGAAUUUGUUCCAUCAGAAGAAGAAAGUGAAGUAAAUAAGACAAAAGGAACAAGUAGUGAGGAAAUACAAGAGGAAAAAACAAGGAAAUUUAAGCCAAAAAAGCGUAUUCGUCAUGAGCAGAAUUGGAGACGAGCUGCAAAUAAAAGGAAAAGAUGUACCGGAGAAGAAUUUACUACAAAAUCUGGAAAAACGGUGCUUUCAAAACCUUUCCUAUUUUUUGCUUGUGCCUGUAAAAAUAAAUGUCAUGUUUUACUACCUGAAGAACGACAAAGGGAACAGCACACUAAUUUUUAUGCUUUACAAAGUUUUGAUCUACAGACUUCUUAUCUAUUUUCAUUAGUUAAAGUUGUAAAGAAACUACGAAAGUAUACUGAGAACGAAAACUCUAAGAGAGAGACUACCAAAAAAUAA